Messenger RNA from Marmota flaviventris (yellow-bellied marmot), 839 nucleotides. RefSeq names its product microfibril associated protein 4 (gene Mfap4). Gene Ontology annotation, biological process: elastic fiber assembly. The record is from RefSeq and is a predicted model, not a curated record. NCBI's taxonomy places the organism in Eukaryota, Metazoa, Chordata, Mammalia, Rodentia, Sciuridae.
CAGCAGCUCUGAGCCGAACUGACAGCAUGAAGGCCCUCCUGGCCCUGCCGCCGCUGCUGCUGCUGCUCUCCACACCUCCCUGCGCCCCCCAGGCCUCUGGGAUCCGGGGAGAUGCUUUGGAGAAGUCUUGCCUUCAGCAGCCCCUGGACUGUGAUGACAUCUAUGCCCAGGGCUACCAGACAGAUGGUGUGUACCUCAUCUACCCCUCAGGCCCCAGCGUGCCCGUGCCUGUCUUCUGUGACAUGACCACUGAGGGUGGCAAGUGGACGGUUUUCCAGAAGAGAUUCAAUGGCUCAGUGAGUUUCUUCCGGGGCUGGAAUGACUACAAGUUGGGCUUUGGCCGUGCAGACGGGGAGUACUGGCUGGGGCUGCAGAACAUGCACCUCUUGACCCUGAAGCAGAAGUAUGAGCUGCGGGUAGACUUAGAGGACUUUGAGAAUAACACAGCCUAUGCCAAAUAUGUCGACUUCUCCAUCUCCCCGAAUGCGGUCAGCGCUGAGGAGGAUGGCUACACCCUCUAUGUGUCAGGCUUUGAGGAUGGUGGUGCAGGUGACUCCCUGUCCUACCACAGCGGCCAGAAGUUCUCCACCUUCGACCGGGACCAGGACCUCUUUGUGCAGAACUGUGCAGCCCUGUCCUCAGGAGCCUUCUGGUUCCGCAGCUGCCACUUUGCCAACCUCAACGGCUUCUACCUGGGUGGCUCCCACCUUUCCUAUGCCAACGGCAUCAACUGGGCCCAGUGGAAGGGCUUCUACUACUCCCUCAAGCGCACCGAGAUGAAAAUCCGCAGGACCUGAGGGGCUGGCCCCCUCAGGCUCCAUUCCUCCCUGGCAACCCCA